Molecule: messenger RNA, 1359 nt
Organism: Penicillium crustosum
Lineage: Eukaryota; Fungi; Ascomycota; Eurotiomycetes; Eurotiales; Aspergillaceae
Product: FMN-dependent alpha-hydroxy acid dehydrogenase family protein
Exons: 4
Coding region: 1-1359 (452 amino acids)
Molecular function (GO): heme binding; oxidoreductase activity
Source: RefSeq, a predicted model, not a curated record
AUGGAGUUGCUGCGUAUCUGUGAAAGAUCCGAAGUCGCUGAACACAAAUCCCUACAAAGCUGCUGGGUUAUCAUCGACCAAAUCGUGUAUGAUUUAACAUCUUUCGUUGAAUUUCAUCCGGGUGGAUCGAAGAUAAUUCUUCAGUACGGUGGCAGAGACGCUACGCAAGCAUUCAAAGGCAUUCAUUCUAGUGAUACGCUGCAAAAGUAUAUGAAAAUCGACGAUAUCGUAGGUAAAGUUGAUACACCAGCACCAAUCCCCAAAAUGAGUGUAAAAACACCCGAUACCAAAGAGUCCAAUGGGGAGGUCUCCAGCCCAUCGCCAACUCCAAAACUGCGACUAAGGAGUAUCUUGAACAUGAGUGACUUUGAAGUGGCCGCGUCGCAGCGCCUGUCCCCCAAAGCCUUUGCAUUCUUCAAAGCAGGGGCUGAGGAUGAGAAAACAGAGCAAUGGAACCGCAAUUCCUGGCAGCUUGCUCGAUUCAGACCUCGCAUCUUGCGGCCUGUGGAGUCUGUCGAUUUAUCCACCACAAUCCUAGGAACGGAACUUAGCGUCCCGUUCUUCAUUGGGCCGGCCGGAGGUGGCAAACUUGCCCACCCAGCGGGCGAGGUCUUGAUGACCAAAGCCGCGGCGAAGAAUGGUGUCCUUCAUUGGGUGUGCAAUAUGGCUGGAUGUACCCAGGAGGAGAUGGCGAACGCUCGUGCUCCAAACCAGACCACGUAUUGGCAGAUCUACGCAAAAGCAAACUUGGAAGUCACUGAAAAGGAAAUCAAACGAGCGGUCGAGCUUGGGUACAAAGGGUUUGCGUUGACGGUUGACGCUAUCCGUGCCGGGAAGCGUGAACGAGAUUUGCGAAUGGAAGCUGCAGAAGCGGUCGUCUCGUCUUUUGAUUGGGACUCGGCCAUUACGUGGUUGCGCGGACUGACAGAUUUACCCAUCGCCAUCAAGGGUAUUCAGUGCUGGGAGGACGCCGCCCUGUGCAUGAAAUACGGAGUCCAUCCCUGGAUCUCCAACCAUGGCGGACGGCAACUGGAGGGAGCCCCGUCGGCGAUUGAAACAUUGAUCGAGAUUCGUCAGAAUGCACCGGAAGUCUUUGAUAAGUGUGAGGUAAUUGUGGACGGCGGUAUCAUGAGAGGUUCCGAUGUGGUCAAGGCAAUUGCAAUCGGUGCGAAGGGGGUGGCUAUCGGGCGCGCAUUCUUGUACGCGUUGGCAUUUGGAGAAACCGGCGUGAGCAAGGCUAUCCAGAUCCUCAGGGCUGAGAUGGAGACAACAAUGGCUCUCUUAGGCGUGACUCGGAUCGAGGAUCUGAAUCCAUCAUAUGUGGCAAUUCGGGAUUCUGCUGUUCGGUCUCGCUUGUAG